AUCCUCCACAUAAUCGAAUCGUUAUAAGUCCCAAGAUUAAGUAAGAUUAAUUACCAAACUUUCUGUACAAUCUACCGGUCGUUACAGACAAACAGUAAUUAUACGCAGUUUUAUUUAUUCCAUGACAGAGUAUCUCUGACGAGUCCUUCUGCGAAUAUGGAGAAGAAAAUCAGGAAGAUUUGGCGGAUCGAAGGAGCGAGGAUGGACUUAAAGGCGGAAGGGAUUAUUUUCAACUCAAUCUUCAGAACUAUGCACCGAUAGGUUAUGAAAUUAAUUCCGAAGACGAGAAAUCUGAUGUCUUGGAUCGUUCAGAAGAUUCCUCGGUGAAAAUUAAUUAUGAGGACUUGAAAGACGCAGAGUUGAGGCUCAGGGAGCGAGUUAAAUCCCUGCAAGAAGCGAUGGCAAAGUUGAGGGAAGACCUCGUAUCGGAAGCAGCACUUUGGAAAAAGCAGCGGGAAGAGUUUCAAGCUCAUCGAGAGCAGAGCGACGUGUUGGCCUUCGAAGAAGCGAUCACAGCGGCUUGGGCAAACGAUCCCUUGGACAUGAUGAGCGUCGACUCAGCUUUUGAAACGUUUACUAUUUUGGAAUACGAGAAGAAUCUCGCCAGGUACCAAAACGAUCUGGCUGUGGCUCAUGCCGAAAGGCGUUACAACGUACGCAGGCAACUGGUCGCCACAAAUUAUCGCAGGAAACUCAUGGAAGUCGAACGACUCUGUGACGAGGAGCUGGAGAAAAUUAAACACAAUGCCAGUUGUCUCCAGCCCUUGAGACAAAUCGCCUCGCAAUGGUUCACCAAUCAGCGAAGCCAUGGAGACUCUAACCUAGACAUUAUAAAAUGUUCCGACGACAGAGGGAGUGCUGACCACACUGACGGGAAAAAUCCUCAGGACAAAACAUCAGAUGAAUACCGAAAAAUCGACGCCGAAGUGAACAUGGCACCUGAGAUAUUCGCUGCGAGAUUCAAUAUCGGGGACUCAGACGUCGAAGGUAAUUUUUGAAUAAACGAAGAAAAUCCCAGAAGCUUGGAAGACCCCUCGACAUAUUCGAACUUAAACUCCUCUUCCUUGCAUUGCUAAUAGAUGUUCAUUAAUU
Messenger RNA from Orussus abietinus, 1092 nucleotides. RefSeq lists its product as uncharacterized. Lineage: Eukaryota; Metazoa; Arthropoda; Insecta; Hymenoptera; Orussidae. The coding region runs from base 399 to 998 and encodes 199 amino acids. The transcript is spliced from 5 exons. The record is from RefSeq and is a predicted model, not a curated record.